Rubroshorea leprosula is the source of this 2505-nucleotide messenger RNA. Lineage: Eukaryota; Viridiplantae; Streptophyta; Magnoliopsida; Malvales; Dipterocarpaceae. The record is from the annotation of a GenBank genome assembly.
UCGGAGGAAAGAAUGGAAAGAAUGAGAGUAACGCAAAGCUCUGAUCUUUUUCUGUAGUUGGAAUGCGAAACGAGCUUGAUGCUCUUCCAUGCCACGUUCAAUCUACCACAUAAAUCCAAUCUCCUCAACGCUCCCUUCUUCUUCAGUCCUUUGAAGAUAAUGAUGAUCUCCUCCAUGGCGUCUGUAUCGUCACUUCAUUCCCCUCAACCCACCUCCAUAGAAACCUCCCUUCUUUCCCUCUUCGAAACCUGCAAAUCAAUGCACCAGCUCAAGCAACUCCACUGCCAAGCUAUCAAGACCGGCCUCUUUACAAACCCAUCUGUGCAAAACAAGAUCAUCGCGUUCUGUUGUACAAGUGAUUUGGGCGAUGUUAGUUAUGCACGCAACGUGUUUGAUGCAGUUCCUGAACCGGGUGUUUUCCUCUGGAACACUAUGAUUAAAGGGUAUUCUAGAGUGGAUUGUCCUAGAAAUGGGGUUUCCAUGUAUUUGAGUAUGCUGAAUAGGGAUGUUAUACCGGAUAAUUAUACGUACCCGUUUCUGUUGAAGGGUUUUACGCGUGAGGUUGGGUUGGAAUGUGGCAGGGAAUUGCAUGCUCAUGUUGUGAAAUUUGGGUUCGAUUCGAAUGCCUUUGUGCAAACUGCUUUGGUAAAUAUGUACUCCUUGUGUGGGCAAAUGCGUAUGGCUCGUGGGGUUUUUGAUAGAAGUAGCAAGACAGAUGUGGUUAUUUGGAAUGUGAUCAUAACCGGGUAUAAUAGAAUGAAGCAACAUGAUGAAACUAGUAAGCUUUUCUGUGAAAUGGAGAAGAAUGGGGUGGUGCCCUCUGCGGUCACCUUGGUUUCGUUGCUAUCAGCUUGCUCCAAAUUGAAGGAUUUGGAGGUUGGCAAGAGGGUCCAUAGGUAUGUUAGAGAAUGCAAGAUAGAACCCAAUUUGAUAUUGGAAAAUGCUCUGAUUGAUAUGUAUGCAGCUUGUGGGGAAAUGGAUGUCGCACUUGGGAUUUUUGACAGGAUGAAGAAGAGGGAUGUAAUUUCUUGGACUAGUGUUGUUACAGGGUUUGUAAAUAUUGGACAGGUUGAUUUGGCACGCAAGUAUUUUGAUAAGAUGCCAGAAAGAGACUAUGUCUCAUGGACUGCUAUGAUUGAUGGGUAUGUUCGAGUGAACUGCUUUAAAGAGGCCCUGACUCUGUUUCGCGAGAUGCAAGCAGCAAAUGUAAGACCAGAUGAGUUCACUAUGGUCAGUAUUCUCACAGCUUGUGCUCACCUAGGGGCUCUACAGUUAGGAGAAUGGAUAAAGACCUACAUUGAUCGAAACAAGGUCAAGAAUGAUAUCUUUGUGGGAAAUGCUCUGCUUGACAUGUAUUUUAAAUGUGGAAGUGUAAAGAAAGCACGAACUGUAUUUAGUGAAAUGCCUCGGAGAGACAAAUUCACUUGGACAACCAUGAUUGUUGGACUUGCCAUCAAUGGCCACGGUGAAGAAUCUCUUGACAUGUUCUCCAAAAUGCUAAGGGCUUCAAUUCAACCAGAUGAAAUAACUUUCAUCGGUGUUCUCUCUGCCUGCACUCACACUGGCUUGGUAGACAAGGGAAGAAAGUUAUUUGCUGGCAUGACUACCCAAUAUGGGAUAGAACCAAAUGUAGCUCACUAUGGGUGCAUGGUUGACCUUCUUGGACGUGCUGGGUAUUUACAAGAAGCUUGUGAAGUUAUAAAGAAUAUGCCAAUGAGACCAAAUUCUGUUGUCUGGGGAGCUCUUCUUGCUGCUUGUAGAGUACAUAAAGAUGCAGGAAUGGCUGAAAUGGCAGCUAAACAGAUGCUUGAGUUAGACUCUGAUAAUGGAGCUGUUUAUGUCUUACUUUGUAAUAUAUACGCAGCUUGCAAUAGAUGGGAUAGUCUGCAUCAGCUAAGAAAACUAAUGAUGGACAGAGGAAUCAAGAAAACCCCAGGUUGCAGUUUGAUAGAGAUGAAUGGUGUUGUUCAUGAAUUUGUAGCUGGCGAUCAAUCGCAUCCUCAAUCUGAAGAAAUAUAUUUCAAGCUGGAAGAAAUGAAAAGUGACUUGAAACUAGUAGGAUAUUCACCUGAUACUUCUGAGGUGUUCCUGGAUAUAGGAGAAGAGGAUAAAGAAAGCACACUAUACCGGCAUAGCGAGAAGCUAGCCAUGGCUUUUGGACUAAUCAACGCAGGACCCAGGGUUACAAUUAGAAUUGUGAAGAACCUCAGAAUGUGUGUGGAUUGUCACUGUGUGGCAAAAUUGGUGUCAAAGCUUUAUGAUAGAGAAGUAAUUGUUAGAGAUCAAACUCGAUACCAUCAUUUCAGGUAUGGCUCAUGUUCUUGUAAUGAUUACUGGUAAGAACACAAUAUCACCUAGAAUGUGUAGAAUGGAGCAUUCAAUUUUUCUCUCUGUAACUAGAUCUAAUUAUAGAGAACAACUACGAUUAAGGCUUCAAAUCUGUACGCCUGGGAAAACCAAUAUCUAUAUUUCUUGUUCUAAGAUCAAUCAACUUGUCUUAAUUUU